GUCUAAUCAGAUCUCAAGGGGCCUUACCAGGAUGCGCUCUGGCAAUAGCACAGUCUCGUGGGUGUCCCCUCAAGAAUCACCCGCCACGGCAAUACUCCAAGCAAAGGAACGCGCAGCAGCGGGACGAAGACGGACCCCGUAGUCUUGUCCUCUCCGUCCAGAUCUCCAUCGGCCAGACGGUAUACGAGCGAAAAUACCGUUGAGAAAGUUCGACUUGAUUCAAGCUCAGGACGAGUGCAAAAGUUGUCUUCAGUCCCAAAGAGAGCAGCAGAUCCAAACCCAGCUCAUGUUCUGCUUGCCGCAGCGACAAUUGCUCAGGAAGUCGUCCACGUGUCGCCAAAAAGAAAUUUAGCUAUCCCGCCUCGAUACGUCCUCCGAUCCGGCCGUCGAUCCUCUAGCCCAGCGGGCCGCAAUCAGGAUGUGCCUUUCAGGCUGCAGAUGUCCCUCUUCGCCACCACCCAGAAGCUGGUCGAGGAGACACUAUUUUAUUGGACCAAAGAGUGGGUGCCACAAGUGCUCACGAACAUGAAGUGGCAGCAGCCAGAACAGACUGAGCUGAACUAUUGGUUUCGAUCGUUUGAUACAAAACGAUUUCUGAAAGAUUUGGUUGUUCAAGCCCUUGCUGAAAGUCGCUCCCUACUCAACUACGAUGAUCUCCGCAAACUUUUACAAAAUCUGCAGCACAUCCGACAUGCUGCUGUCCACCGAAAGCAGUACAAUAUGCUAAACAUAAGGGAGCUGAUGGCCGAUGCGAGACGUAUCACGCGACUGGAAGCUGUGAUUGGCAUACCCAUUGAAGAUUUCAACGUUCGGAUAGCAUCGUUGGAUAAACCGGAGGGCGAAGAACGUACUGAUGGUAACACAGCUGAAGGGCCUGUUCCUCGUAAAUAUGCCGAAUCUCACAACGAAGUCAAUCCAGUUGAGAAGGAUUCAGACAGCAGUGGAGGGUUUCAGAUAAGGCAAUCCGCCAAGUAUGUGCUGCCAGAUUAUGGAACGAUAUCAGUCAUUGACUUGACUGAAGAUGGGGAUGACAAUGUUUUCGACGACGCAAGGAACCCACAGCCAAUCGUAGAGAAUAAAAGCCAGAAGGACGCCCAACAAUGCCCGACUAAGAGAGCCGAUAGAUAUGUAGGAAAGAGCUUCAUCGAGAUAUCAGACACAGAAUCUGGCAAGGAGAGUGGCGAGAUCGAUGAGGAUGAAGAAGAUGACGACGACGAGGGGGAUACGACUCGUUUUUCAAGUGCUCCACGAAUGUAUCACCACGUACAGUACAUGAGGCCACGACUGGGUAAGGAUUUCUGA
This is a messenger RNA of Cadophora gregata, 1302 nucleotides long. RefSeq lists its product as uncharacterized. The coding region runs from base 439 to 1302 and encodes 287 amino acids. The transcript has 7 exons. NCBI's taxonomy places the organism in Eukaryota, Fungi, Ascomycota, Leotiomycetes, Helotiales, Ploettnerulaceae. The record is from RefSeq and is a predicted model, not a curated record.